AAAAGCGGCCGGGCUGAGUGAUAGGAGAUUCGGCCUAUGAAGAAUGGGCGGGGCUACACGAUGAGUGAUAGGAAUCUACCGCCUAUGGUGGGAGAGUGGGCGGGGCUUUUCCUAGUCGUCAUGUUACUGCAGCUGUCUUUACCCAUAAUCCCAUGCGUUCUGCAGAGGGUGACCCGGAAAUACUGCCCGGCCACUUCCUGUACACGGAGCACCGCCCCCGGUCUCAUCUGCUGCUGCUGCCUCCUACAGGAGGAGGAGUAUAUAGAGGAACACAGGGAUCUGUACAAGGACAUGAUGAUGGAGAAUCACCGGCCCCUCACAUCACUGGGUAAGAGGAGACUGUCAUGUAUUGUACAAGGGAGAGCAGAUGAGCCCAGUAACAGAGAUACCCCAGAGAGAUGUCCCCGUCCUCUGUAUUCCCAGGACUGUACAGAGGAGAAUCACAGGAUCCCACAGGAGGAUCAGGUAGAACGUCUGUCUGAUAUUAAGGCAGAAGAUACAGAGGGAGAAGAAGAGACGUAUGUGACUGAUAUAAAGGCAGAAGAUACAGAGGGAGAAGAAGAGACGUAUGUGACUGAUAUAAAGGCAGAAGAUAUAGAGGGAGAAGAAGAGACGUAUGUGACUGAUAUAAAGGCAGAAGAUAUAGAGGGAGAAGAAGAGACGUAUGUGACUGAUAUAAAGGCAGAAGAUAUAGAGGGAGAAGAAGAGACGUAUGUGACUGAUAUAAAGGCAGAAGAUAUAGAGGGAGAAGAGACGUAUGUGACUGAUAUAAAGGCAGAAGAUACAGAGAGAGAAGAAGAGACGUAUGUGACUGAUAUAAAGGCAGAAGAUACAGAGAGAGAAGAAGAGACGUAUGUGACUGAUAUAAAGGCAGAAGAUAUAGAGGGAGAAGAAGAGACGUAUGUGACUGAUAUAAAGGCAGAAGAUAUAGAGGGAGAAGAAGAGAUGUAUGUGACUGAUAUAAAGGCAGAAGAUAUAGAGGGAGAAGAAGAGAUGUAUGUGACUGAUAUAAAGGCAGAAGAUAUAGAGGGAGAAGAAGAGACAUAUGUGACUGAUAUAAAGGCAGAAGAUAUAGAGGGAGAAGAAGAGACGUAUGUGACUGAUAUAAAGGCAGAAGAUACAGAGAGAGAAGAAGAGACGUAUGUGACUGAUAUAAAGGCAGAAGAUACAGAGGGAGAAGAAGAGACGUGUGUGAGGGGUGAUCAGCAGUGUAAGGAGGAGGAGAUCCCUACAGAUAUCAGCACAGCAGAUGGACACAAAAGCAGGAAUAUCUCAAAAGGACAUCUAAUGUUAUCCCCGGAUUGUGAAAUAAAAGAUAAUGACAGUAGACAGGAUUCUCCAGGGGCUAACCCCAUUACCCAAAUUAUACAUCCAGCUCUAUCAGCUGAUCCCUCUGAUCCUUGGAAAUGUUCUUCUGAUCAAUCCGAUAUUGGUGCGUCUGUUACAGCUCUGAGAGUAGAUACAGUGUUUCCCUGUUCUACAGAUGCCAAAUGUUUUACACAGAACACAAAGCCUAUUAACCCACAGACAGGUAAGGCAGGGGAGAUGCCAUUUCCAUGUUCUGAGUGUGGGAAAUGUUUUACACACAAAUCACAUCUUGUUCUACAUCAGAGAAUUCACACAGGUGAGAAACCAUUUCCAUGUUCUGAGUGUGGGAAAUGUUUUACGCAGAAAUCACAUCUUGUUACACAUCAGAGAACUCACACAGGUGAGAAACCAUUUCCAUGUUCUGAGUGUGGGAAAUGUUUUACACGGAAAUCAGAUCUUAUUACACAUCAGCGAAGUCACACAGGUGUGGAGCCAUUUCCAUGUUCUGAGUGUGGGAAAUGUUUUACACAAAAAUCAGAUCUUGUUCUACAUCAGAGAACUCACACAGGUGAGAAGCCAUUUCCAUGUUCUGAGUGUGGGAAAUGUUUUACACAGAAAUCAGAUGUUGUUCUACAUCAGAGAAUUCACACAGGUGAGAAGCCAUUUCCAUGUUCUGAGUGUGGGAAAUGUUUUACACAGAAAUCACAUCUUGUUACACAUCAGCGAACUCACACAGGUGAGAAACCAUUUCCAUGUUCUGAGUGUGGAAAAUGUUUUACCUGGAAAUCACAACUUAUUAUACAUCAGCAAAGUCACACAGGUGAGAAGCCAUUUCCGUGUUCAGCAUGUGGGAAAUGUUUUACAUACAAACCAGCUCUUGUUGCACAUAAGAACAGUCACACAGAUACAUCUCCGUUUUCAUGUCCUGAGUGCGGGAAAUGUUUUACCUGGAAAUCACACCUUGUUACACAUCAGCGAAGUCACACAGGUGAGAAGCCAUUUCCAUGUUCUGCAUGUGGAAAAUGUUUUGCAUACAAAUCAGAUCUUGUUCUACAUCAGAGAAGUCACACAGGUGAGAAGCCAUUUUCUUGCUCUGAGUGUGGGAAAUGUUUUACACGGAAAGCGGAUCUUGUUAUACAUCAGCGAAGUCACACAGGUGAGAAGCCAUUUCCAUGUUCUGAGUGUGGGAAAUGUUUUGCACACAAAUCACAUCUUGUUACACAUCAGAGAACUCACACAGGUAAGAAACCAUUUCCAUGUUCUGAGUGUGGGAAAUGCUUUACACGGAAAUCAGAUCUUAUUACACAACAGCGAAGUCACACAGGUGAGGAGCCAUUUCCAUGUUCUGAGUGUGGGAAAUGUUUUACACAGAAAUCAGAUCUUGUUCUACAUCAGCGAAGUCACACAGGUGAGAGGCCAUUUCCAUACUCAGAAAUAAAUUAGCUCUUGCAUACAAUAGACAUCACUCAGGUGAGGAACCAUUUUAUUCUUGAUUAUACUUAUCAUUGCCAUGUAAUGUUCUGCAAGGUUCUUAUCCUAUCUUCUAUGCUUUUUGCAAUAUAUAUGCUACCGCAAGGUGAAAUAAUCAGAUGUCAUGCCCUCAUCUACCACUGCUAUACAGAUGACCUGUCUUUUUCUCCGGGUACUGAGAACCCAAUACCAAUCCUAAAUGUCUAGCUGAGCUCCAGGUGUGGGUGAUGUCAGUUGGCUCUGACUCAGUACUGGUGAAACAGGUCCUUAUGAUAGAAGCUCACCAACAAAGGGAAGGGCUACAGCUCAGCUUUACCUACCAACCAGACUUACGCUUGUGGGUACAGAGUUACAAAAUGCGGAUCAUGUGCGGAAUCUUGGUGUCCUGGAUGGUGGAGUGAUACUUAAACAUCAGGUGUCAGCCACAAUCAGAUCCUCAUCUGAGAAACAUAGCCAGACUCCAGCACUUAUUUCCCUCAGAAGAUCUACCUACAGUCAUACAUGCACUUGUAUCAUCACACAUAGACUACUGCAAUGUCUAUCUGGGUCUCCCAGCAAAAGAAAUUGCAGUCUACAGAAUGCAGCAGCCAGGCUGUUACCUAACCAGCCCGUUCCUGCCACAUAACACCCAUUCUCUGCUCCCUUCACCUGCUGCCUGUAAGAUGGUGACUGUUACAUUAUCCGACUCUCCCAGCCCUACGUGACCAGGGUUCAUGGUACCAGAAGUAACUUCUGUGUCCUUACUGCCCUGGUUACUUCCAUCUGCAGAUUAAGGACUAUUACCAGCAGUACCAAGAAUCCCCAAGCAGUGCUGAGAUGUCAGGGGGGAGACAGUGUGGGGGGGAGACAGGGCUUUGGCAGUAGUGGGGCUGAGACAGGGCUUUGGCAGUAGUGGGGGGGAGACAGGGCUUUGGCAUUAGUGGGGAGACAAGGCGGGUGGCAGUAGUGGGGGGAGACAGGGCGGAUGGCCGCAGUGCAGUACCAGGGGCUGCUGGAGGCAGUAAAGAGAUGUAUGGGUCCCGCACAGAACUAGUUGAUGACUAAACUUAAUGAUCAUGCUUCCUUAUUUCUAAUACCUUGUAUAUGAUAAUUUAUUGUAAUUUGCUGUGUCAGCCUUUAUGUGUGUUCUGUGUAAUAAUCCUGAAAGUAGUGCUGCUACCGAUCUCAUCAUUUGAAUUAACUUGCAAAAAAUGAGGAAAAUAUUAGAUAUGAGGUUUUCUCUGAAAGCUUAUAGGGGGUUUAUCAGAGAUGAACACAGAUGUGACAUUACGCAGCCCCGCGGACGAUGGUACCGGCCUGCGUUAACUCUCCAGGGAUGUGACCGCAAUGUGUGUGUCGGCACGGCUGCUGCCACCACCAGUAAACUGCUGACGGCCGCUAUCGCGGCUGGGUCUGAAUGACCCCCAGAGGCUGUUGUGCAUUGAGUAUUUUUUCAGUUUCAAAUAUAGCCAAAAUGUGUGUAUUAAAGAUAUGAAAUAAAGUAGUUUAAAAGCAAAA
This is a messenger RNA of Pseudophryne corroboree (corroboree frog), 4275 nucleotides long. Its product is annotated as zinc finger protein 271-like. Gene Ontology annotation, molecular function: RNA polymerase II cis-regulatory region sequence-specific DNA binding; DNA-binding transcription factor activity, RNA polymerase II-specific. The transcript has 5 exons. Gene Ontology annotation, biological process: urogenital system development; regulation of transcription by RNA polymerase II; embryo development. Bases 37 to 2751 code for a protein of 904 amino acids. Gene Ontology annotation, cellular component: nucleus. NCBI's taxonomy places the organism in Eukaryota, Metazoa, Chordata, Amphibia, Anura, Myobatrachidae. The record is from RefSeq and is a predicted model, not a curated record.